AUGGGCAUUUCCUGCAGGCCGAUCAUCAAGCUGACAACUCGCCUACGCACAGCCUCUGACUCGACGCGAACAUCGACGAAACCAGACGCAAACAACGCUCACGCGACUACCGACUCCAAUGCUCAAUCCAAUGCCAAUGCCAAUGCCGCUCUGACCAACGGAACUUCUGGAAAUGUCUCGAAGGAGCAUGACAAGGAAGAUGGAGAUAGGGAUGGCUCGGGUGCGGCGGAUGAUAAUGUCUUCCAGCUGACCAUCAAGCUGCCUCAUGCGCCGGGUCAAACACAGAUCAUGGUGUCGAGCCAGGAACAGGUGCAGGAUAUCCGACAGUCAAUUGUCGAAACCCCACACACCUUCCAGUACUCGUGCUUUCACCUUGAGCAUCAGGGCAAGCGCAUCAAUGAUUUCAUCGAGCUGUCCGAGGUCGCUGGCAUUGUUGAAGAUCCGACUUGCCAGCUUGUCGAAGAUCCUUAUACCGAAGCACAGGCGCGCAUGCACGUUGUUCGUGUCCGGGAGUUGAUCGGUGCCGCUGGCGACAGACCAGACCUGGUCGCAGGGAUUGAUGCUGGCGUGAGUCUUUGUGACAGCGUGGAGAUUUCGGCUGCUAGCAACGAGCGAGAUCCAAGCCCCGUUGCCGACUACGACCUCGAUGAGCCAGCUCCGAUAGCAACGCUUCUUGCUCGAAGUCGCGAUCCAGCGCCGAAAACCGUGAAAAGCAUCGCACUCUCCUCUUGGAACCCUCCGCCGUACCACCUUCGAAUGCGUGGUCACCUCAUCUACCUUCAAGUCGUUACUAACGAGGGCGAGCAAUUCUACAUCACCUCGCACGUCUCCGGCUUCUACGUCAACAGGUCCACAAACCACAAGUUCGAUCCUGCGCCUCGGAGCGAGCCAAAGAGCGCCUCUGCACAUUCUCUGAUCAACCUACUUUCCCAGAUUUCUCCAUCAUUUGAGGAAUCAUUCAAGCAACUUCAGGAAUACAAUGGUCGAAGAGAUCCGCUCGCCAGCUACGCCUUGUCCAACAGCAUUCCAGCCGCUCCGUGGCUUGUGGCUCCUUCCUCCAUUCAUCAGCACCAAUCUGAUCUCACCCGUACCCAAGAGGCCUUCCUUUUGUCUGGUGCUGAGAACGCCGACACACUACGCGACUGGAAUGAAGAAUUCCAAUCCACUCGUGAAUUGCCCAAGGAAACCGUCCAUGAUCGCAUAUUUCGCGAAAGACUUACCAGCAAACUGUUUGCAGAGUACAACGAAGCGGCCGUCCGCGGUGCAUGCCUAGUGGCUCGAGGCGAAGUCCAACCGUUGAACCCCACAGAGGCCAAAGAUGCUCAGAUUUUUGUGUACAAUAACGUGUUCUACUCGUUCGGUGCAGAUGGCGUUGGCACUUUCGCGAGCGACGGAGGGGAUGAGGCGGCGAGAAUCGCAACUGGCAAGGACGUACAGGGAGUCAAAGCGGUGAACCAGCUGGACAUAAAUGGUCUAUUCACGCCAGGUACGGUUGUGGUGGACUACAUGGGCAAGCGUGUUGUUGGGCAGAGCAUCGUGCCUGGUAUUUUCAAGCAGCGCGAGCCCGGCGAGCACCAAAUAGACUAUGGUGGUGUCGAGGGCAAGGACGUUAUCGCGACCCAUGAAGAAUUCGCCCAACCAUUCAGCGAGCUUAGCAAGGCGAUGCGUGUCAAGAAGCAUGCUGUGUGGGACAAGGAAGGCAAAAAGCAUGAGCUUGAAGCCAGUGUCGAGACCAAAGGUCUUAUGGGUACCGAUGGGAGGAAAUACGUCCUCGACCUCUACCGAAUCACGCCUCUCGACAUUGCCUGGCUGGAGAAGCACUGUGCCGAGGACCAGGCUGAGGAAAGCCGUUAUCCCCAUCGCAUGACUGUUCUCCGACCUGAACUUGUGGAAUCUUUCAGGAUCAAGAAAAUGCGAGAAUACGUUACCUCCCAGUUGGAGCAGAAGCGAAGCGAGCGCGAGCAAGCCGCUGCGGGUGCUUCAGAAGACAAAACAGAAGAAUCUGGCAAGACCGACACCCAGGAAUCUGAGACUAAUGGUGAGGUAGUUCCCAAAGAAGAAGACGGUGCAAAUCCACAAGAGCAGCAGGAAGCCGUCGACAUGUCUGGUUUCACAUUCUCUCUCAACCCCGAUGUGUUCAGUGGCCAGCUGCCACAAACGGAUGCUGAUAGGGACGAGUGGGCUCAAGAUGAAGUUCAGGUUCGAGCUCUUGGCGAGUACCUCACCGAGGAUGUGAUACCUCGACUUGUUCGCCAUUUGCAGGAGGGUGAUGUCGGCUUUCCCAUGGACGGGCAUAGCUUGGUCCGCGAGAUGCACCGACGUGGUGUCAAUGUCCGCUACAUUGGCGAUGUGGCAAGGCUUGCUUCCGAGAAGACGGACAAGCGACUGCAAGCACUGGCGCAGCUGUGUCGCCAAGAGAUGGUCAGCAGAGCCUUCAAACACAUCAGCAACGGCUAUCUUCGGGUGCUUCCACCUUGCUUCGUGCAGAGCGCGGUCGCACACCUGCUGAAUUGCCUGCUCGGUACGCAACUCAAUGCAAAGCCGCAUGCAGAGGUCGACGAAGACCUCAAGGCGCUAUAUCCAGAAGUGUCAUUUGACUACCAGAAAGAAAGCCCCGAAGGCCUUAGCACAAGCAUUCGUCGCCAAAUCUUGUUGCGCUACAGGUACGAGUUGCAGGAUGAGCUUGUGCCGCCCGGCCGAGAGCUGCAGGCACUUCGUGAGAUAUCGAAGAAGCUUGGCUUGCAGCUCGAGGCGAAAGACUAUCUCUUCACCAAGGAAGGGGUGGCCGCAUCCACCAAGUUGGCGGAGAAGAAUUCCUCUGAUUCUCUAGCCGAACCUCAGGCAAACGGCAAUCAUUCCACGGGCAGCAAGAAGAACAAGAAGAAGAACAAGCAGGCCGAGAACUCGCCGAACCGGCAGGCUUCCUCCCCAGUCGGUGCUCCAUUGACCUUCCGCGCAGAUGACAUCGUCAACAUAGUGCCUCUCGUAAAGGAGGCAUCGCCGAAGAGCACACUUGCCGAAGAGGCGCUUGAUGCGGGCAAAAUGAGCAUUCAGCAGGACCAGAAAGAGCUCGGUCAAGAGCUGCUUUUGGAGAGUUUGAGUCUACACGAGCAGAUCUACGGCAUUCUGCAUCCGGAAGUGGCCAGAGUGUAUUACGCACUUUCAAACCUCUAUUUCAACCUAGAUGAGAAGUCGGCCGCCGUCGAGCUCGCCAAGAAGGCUGCCAUUGUGUCGGAGCGGACACUGGGUGUUGACGACGCCGAGACUAUCCUUGCAUAUCUCAAUUUGAGCUUGUUCGAGCAUGCCACUGGCAACACUAGAAGCGCACUUGCGUACGUGCGACAUGCCUUGAAUCUAUGGAAGAUCGUCUACGGUACCAGGCAUCCAGAUUCGAUCACAACCAUCAACAACGCAGCGGUCAUGCUACAAACGCUAAAGCAAUUUCACGAGUCUCGGUUGUGGUUUGAAGCGUCACUCACCAUCUGCGAGGAGGUGGCUGGUAAGCAGUCCAUCAACACUGCUACGCUCUUGUUCCAGCUCGCGCAAGCUUUAGCUCUCGACCACGACUCCAAGCAGGCUGUUUCUAGAAUGCGCGAGAGCUACAGUAUUUUCAAGAGCGAACUGGGACCAGAGAACCAGAACACGAAGGAGGCGGAGAACUGGCUGGAGACUUUGACGUACAACGCAGUCAGUCAGGCAAAGCAGGCCAGUAUCUUGCAGAACCGCCGGAUCCUGCUGCGCAACGGCAGGACGUCGCGUGUGCAAAUGGGCACGCGGCCCCAGCCUCCAGUCGGACAGUCGGAGGUGGUGCAGCCGAGCACGCCAGUGAAGACACGGGCUGGAGUCGACCAGCGCAACGUUGACGAGUUGAUCAAGUACAUCAACGGCGAGGGUAGCAGCAAGCAGACAACGGCAAAGAAGCAGCAGGCGAAUCCUAAGCGGAGACAGCAGAGGGCGUGAUGGGUGAUGCGGCAUGUGUACAUUGAUUGUUUCGCGGUUUUGCAUGGACCGGUGUAUAUAUAAACAGGCAAGAUGUGCUCCCAGAAGGCUACGAGGGCCUGCCUCAGCCUCGGCGGCAUGGGCAUGGGAGCUGGACGGGGUGGCAUCCAAAAGAACUGGCGGGGGUGUUGCGGAUUGCUAUUCGAUGACCUCCACUCUUGUACAAAUGCUAGACAUGUAAACAUACAUGCAGCACGCAUGCUGGACGCUGCUGCAGCGAUUGCACAGGA
Molecule: messenger RNA, 4229 nt
Organism: Pseudocercospora fijiensis CIRAD86
Lineage: Eukaryota; Fungi; Ascomycota; Dothideomycetes; Mycosphaerellales; Mycosphaerellaceae
Exons: 1
Coding region: 1-3960 (1319 amino acids)
Biological process (GO): intracellular distribution of mitochondria
Cellular component (GO): cytoplasm
Molecular function (GO): mRNA binding; protein binding
Source: RefSeq, a predicted model, not a curated record